Molecule: messenger RNA, 7163 nt
Organism: Amyelois transitella
Lineage: Eukaryota; Metazoa; Arthropoda; Insecta; Lepidoptera; Pyralidae
Gene: Nrx-IV
Product: neurexin-4
Exons: 26
Coding region: 149-3979 (1276 amino acids)
Source: RefSeq, a predicted model, not a curated record
AGAACAUACUUGGUUGGGUGUUGUCCGUCCGGCUUGGCGAGCAAAGUGACAUGACAACACGCUCGUAAUGAUCAAACAAUUCUAUUCGGUUUUAUUAUAACUGAAAACGUUUUUAUAUAUAGUUCUGCCAUAAAAUUAAAAUGAAAUUAUGAUGAGUAAUUUGUAUUAUUUAUUUGUGUUGGUUUGUUGUGGCAUAACAAAAUCCAGUGCAGAUUAUGCUCGCUAUUAUUAUGACUAUGAGUGCAAUGAGCCACUUCUAGCAAAUGCUCAAUUGACAGCUACUUCCAGUUUAAGAGAAAGAGGUCCAGAUAAUGCAAAGCUGCAUGGUACGAACGCGUGGACGGCGUCGGAGAGCGAUUUCGACCAACACCUGGUGAUAGACCUGGGCGUCGUUAAGAACGUGACCAGGAUAUCCACCCAAGGACGCGCGCAUUCUCAGGAGUAUGUCCAAGAGUACCGUGUGGACUACAGCACUAAUGGGUUGGACUACGCGCAAUAUAAAGCGGCGGGUGGGGAGAUUAAGAUGUUCCAAGGCAACCACGACGGGAACACGGUCCAUAAAAACGAAUUUGAAGUGCCUAUCAUAGCGCAGUACAUCCGGAUAAAUCCUAUGAGGUGGCGCGACAAAAUCUCCAUGAGACUUGAGCUGUACGGCUGUGAUUAUGUCGCCGACACCCUGUACUUCAACGGCACGUCCCUGGUCAAGAUGGACCUUCUGCGGGAUCCAAUCUCUGCGUCCAGGGAAGUCAUCAGGUUUCGCUUCAAGACCAGCACGGCCUCAGGAGUGCUCCUAUACUCGAGAGGAACUCAGGGUGACUACAUCGCGCUGCAACUGAGGGACAAUAGAUUGGUGCUCAACGUUGAUCUAGGUUCAGGCACAGCUACUUCGCUUUCAGUCGGCAGUCUUCUAGACGACAACAUCUGGCACGACGUGGUGGUGUCCCGGAACCGGCGAGACAUACUGUUCUCAGUGGAUCGCGUGCUGGUACAGGACCGCAUCAAGGGCGAGUUCUCUAGGCUCAAUCUAAACCGAGCGGUAUACAUCGGCGGUGUUCCCAACUUCCAAGAGGGUCUUGUGGUCAAUCAGAAUUUCACCGGGUGCGUGGAGAAUCUCUACCUGAACGCCACCAACGUGAUACAGGACCUCAAAGCGGGUUAUGACUCCGGGGAGCCGUUCAAGUUUGAGAAGGUCAACACGCUGUACUCUUGUCCUGAACCGCCCAUAGUCCCUGUGACGUUCCUGAAGGAGGCCUCGUACGCGAAACUCCACGGCUACUCGGGCAGGAACUCGCUCAACAUAUCACUACAGUUCCGCACGUACGAGCACCACGGCCUGCUCAUCUACCACCACUUCCACAGCGACGGGGACGUCACGGUAUUCUUGGAAGAGGGCAAAAUCAAAGUGGAACUAGAAAUGGCGGGAAGUCAACGAGUGAAACUGGACAAUUACGCCGAAGAGUUCAACGACGGAAGGUGGCAUUCCCUCAUGCUGACCAUGGGAGUGGACCAUCUCGUGUUGUCCGUGGACUACAGACCAGUCAGAACGACGAAGAAGAUGAACUUCCUCAGUGGAAGCACUUAUUAUAUCGCUGGUGGCAAGCCACCAGUACGCGGUUUCAUCGGCUGUAUGCGCAAGAUUGCUUUGGAUGGUAACUACAGAAUGCCCACUGAUUGGAAGAAGGAAGACUAUUGCUGUCCAAACGAUGUGGUCUUCGACGCUUGUCAGAUGAUCGACAGAUGUAACCCGAACCCGUGCGAGCACGGCGGCGCGUGCACGCAGUCGGCGGAGGAGUUCUCGUGCGACUGCCGCAGCACGGGCUACGCCGGCGCCGUCUGCCACACCGCUGUACACCCGCUGUCGUGCACGGCGUACAAGAACGUGCAGGCGGUGUCGCGCUCGGCGGACAUCCACAUCGACGUGGACGGCUCGGGGCCUCUACCGCCUUUCCCCGUCACCUGCCACUUCUACACGGACGGUCGCAUUCUGACUGCAGUACACCACACGGCUGGUAGCGGCUCCAUUGUGGACGGUUAUCAGGAACCGGGCUCAUUCCGACAGGACGUAGAAUAUGACGCCAACAGAUCCCAGCUGGAAGCCUUGCUGAACCGCUCCCACAGCUGCCAGCAGCGGCUGGAGUACAUGUGCCGGCAUUCCAGACUGCUCAACUCGCCCAGUGAGGAGGCGUCGUUCCGUCCGUUCGCGUGGUGGGUGUCGCGCGCGGGCAAGAGCAUGGACUACUGGGCGGGCGCGCCGCCCGGCAGCCGCAUGUGCCAGUGCGGCGUGCUGGGCAAUUGUGUGGACCCCACCAAGUGGUGCAACUGCGAUGCCGAGUACCCCAAGCUGAGGCCUGAAGAAUUUCAAACUGACGGAGGCGAUAUCACUGAGAAGGAAUUCUUACCAGUUAAACAGCUGAGAUUCGGUGACACCGGCAGCCAUCUUGACGAGAAAGAGGGACGGUAUUCAUUGGGGCCGCUGCUGUGUGAGGGAGAUGAUCUGUUCAGCAACACGGUAACGUUCCGUAUUACGGACGCCAUCAUAACCCUGCCCGCCUUCGACCUCGGCCACAGUGGCGACAUCUAUUUCGAGUUUAAGACAACUAAAGAGAAUGCUGUUUUACUGCAUGCUAAGGGUCCCCAAGACUACAUUAAGCUGUCAAUUAUCGGCGGAGACCAACUCCAGUUCCAGUUCCAGGUCGGAGACACCCCCCUGGGUGUGUCUGUGGAGACCAGCAACCGCCUGGCAGAUAACAAGUGGCACUCUGUGUCCAUAGAGAGGAACAGGAAAGAGGCCCGUGUAGUAGUCGACGGAGCCCUAAAGAACGAGAUUCGCACGGCGCGUGCUCCCGUGCGGGCCCUCCAGCUGCAGGCGCCGCUGGUGCUGGGCGCCGCGCUGGACCGCAGCGACGGGUUCGUGGGCUGUCUGCGGGCGCUGCUGCUCAACGGACGGGCUGCCGACCUACGGGGACUCGCCAGGAGAGGUAUUUAUGGGGUUUCGGAAGGCUGCACGGGCAAAUGUCAGUCGUCUCCGUGUCUCAACAACGGGACAUGCCUGGAGGGCUACGAUUCCUACUCCUGCGACUGUCGCUGGACCUCGUUCAAAGGCCCUAUCUGUGCUGAUGAAAUCGGCGUGAACCUCCGGCCCAAUUCGAUGGUGAAAUACGACUUCCUGGGGUCGUGGCGGUCCACCAUCGCGGAGAAGAUCCGCGUGGGGUUCACCACCACCAACCCCAAGGGGUUCCUGCUCGGCUUCUACUCCAACAUCAGCGGCGAGUACCUCACACUGAUGGUCUCCAAUUCUGGUAACCUCCGCGUGGUCUUCGACUUUGGCUUCGAGCGUCAGGAGAUCAUCUUCAAGGACAAGCACUUCGGCCUGGGGCAGUACCACGACGUCAGGUUCUCCAGGAAGAACGGCGGCGCCACUGUGGUGCUACAGGUGGACAAUAACGAGGUUCAAGAGUACCACUUCGACAUCAAAGAGUCUGCCGAUGCCCAAUUCAACAACAUUCAGUACAUGUACAUCGGUCGCAACGAGUCGAUGUCGGAAGGUUUCGUCGGCUGCGUCAGUCGAGUGGAGUUCGACGACAUCUACCCGCUCAAACUGCUGUUCCAGCAGGACCCCCCGCCCAAUGUCAGGUCGCAAGAUGGCGACGGCCUGCGCCUCCACGAGGACUUCUGCGGCGUGGAGCCCGUGACGCACCCGCCGGAGCGCGCGGAGACGCGGCCGCCGCCGCUCGGCGACCUGUCGCGCGAGCUCGACUACCACAAGACGGAUGAGGCGAUACUAGCCACCGUGUUGGCGCUGAUUUUCGUGCUAUUGAUCAUCGUCGCGGUGGUAUUGGUGCGAGCCCUCUCCAGACAUAAGGGAGAAUAUCUCACACAGGAGGAGCGCGGCGCGGAGCACGCGGCGGACCCCGACGCGGCGGCGCUGGCGGCCGCCACGGGGCCCAGGGUCUCCAAGCGCAGGGAGUUCUUCAUAUAGCGGCCGCACUCACUAUUCUACACACACAUUCAUUAACACACAACACAUUGUGUACAAGUUCAACGCAAAUUAUCUAAGUAAAGAAAAAACCGCAAAUUGUCUGAGUAUGAAUGUAGUCUCUGCCUAUCCCUCAAGGCGUGAUUUGUAAGAAAUAACCGUCGGAAAUUAAAAAAACACGGGGCGGAGAUAACAACUAUUAUAAUUUAUUUUCAAAAAGCGGCAAACAUAUGAGUACGUUACGUACAACCAAGUUAGAGCUGUCACUGUCACAUUGACAGUUAUUGUUUUAAUUUAAGGCCGCGAUCAUAAACAUAUGAGUCUGUAAAAUUUAUCAGACCCUCUGUUAAUUUGAUUUUCUUCAUUCAGUUAAUAAUUUCAAAUUGUAUGGAUUCAUGAGGUUAUUAAGCGUUUUUCAAAAAUCUGUGCCGUAUUAACUAUCGGACGAAGUUUAAACCAACGCCUUCAGCGACCUCGAUACAAAUCAACUGAUCUUUAUAAAAAUUAUCGUAAAUUUUACUUCCAAUAUUAUAAGAAUGUUUCGAUCAAUUUUAUUUUAUCAAUCCUUUCAACGUGAUAAACCUAGCUCGUGUAAUAAAAAAUAAUAAUCUUUCAGAAAUAUUUAAACUUAAAACAGUACAAAUUUAUAUUGAUCAUUGAUAUUAAUUUUAACGAGUGCUGAAAGUAAUUUCCACCAUUCAAUUGAGGAAAUUAAAAAUCAAUUACUUUUUACACAUUUAAUACCUUUUUUUGUUUAACUAAAACUUAUCAAUGUAAAGACAAUCAUAGUAAGACAAUUAUACUACUUUUACCUAUAUCAUCGUAUCCCUAUAAUAUUUCACACAAAAUAAGGAUAAUUUAUAUAGAAAACACAUAUUUAUCAUAAAAAAAACAACAUUUAACACAUGAUCACUGUACAUCAUAUCAUAAUAAUAAUAUGCUCCUAUGCAAUAUUCUCCAUGUACAGUGGCCCACUUAGAAAAGUAUACCUUUCUGAGUUAACAGGUGGUAUGGCUAUAUCGGUCACUGUACAUCCGACUAAUAUAAGUCGAAUUCGCUCACAAAAUAUCUUAAACAUUUCUCCCACUAAGUGCCAUUUGGCUACUUCCUACAUUUAUACUAAAAAUAGUUGCUAAUCCACAAAGCUUAUCUAUUUCUUAAUUUGUCCAUGUCAAGACCAAUAUAUUUAAACACUUAUAAGUUUUCUUUAUAUAUAUAGCUCAUUUAUUUACUCAAUUCUGUGUAAUUAUUUAAACUAAAUUUGUACACCAUCAUACUGUAGACAUUUUAAGUAGAUGAACUGACAACUAAGCAUAUAUGCAUGCCGAAUUUACAAACAUACAAUAAUAUGUGCCGCGCUAAAAAUUUUACUUAUAAUUAUAAUUAUAAGUAAAAUUUUCCUGUUCACUUAUGUGUCUGUAUUUUAAUUUUAUUAUGUACCGUAUGUACUUAUAUUUAAAGUAUAAAUUGUACAAGUGUUUUCUUGUAUUGUCGUCAUUCACGUGACUACGGAGGAGGCGUCAAAUCUCAAAAUAAAAUUAGACGUUUCUCAGAUCUGUAUGAUUUUGAGGAAUGGUAUUGUAUUUUCAAGAACAGGGAUGGACUUAAGAUACUUUCAACUUAAUAUUGUGAAAACUGUCCCUAAUGAUGAUGUUCAAAGAAUUUUACUUUAUACAUCUAACCUUGACCUGAGGGCUGGGAACUUCUUAGGUCAAAGAAUAGGCACAGCCAGACACCAGACAGCCAGCACAGAAGGCUGGUUGCAUUUGGCAAACGAUUUACACGGACUACACAAUUUAUAAUAUAAAAUAGCAUGUGCUUUUUUUUUUCGUGCUCUCUUUUCUCUUUUAAUAAUAAUUAAUAAUUUGUACCUAUAUUUUGUAAAUGAAAUAAAUAAAAAUAAUUAUCUCCAAGUUUAUAUCUUAAUGCUCAGUGCAAUCACAUAGUUCUAUUAGUUUCACAUAAUAGUUUCACAGGUAUAAAAAUCUAUGAUACAUAUCUUUUAUAGACCCGUGCACUAAAAUGUGCUGUCAUAAAGGAGGUUACGGCGUACUAAAACAACUUUUAGUUUUACUAUUUAUUUAUUUAUUUUCAACCCCUCCACAGUCCAUUAUAUAAAUUGUACGUAAGUGAUAUACGUCAUUAAAUAAAGGUUUACGUAUAUAAACCUUUAUUUAAUGACGUAUAUUACUGUGUUCUACAAAACUACAUUACUCUAUCUAAGAUUACACAGUCCAUCCCUGUUCUGAUUACCAAAAAAAUCUUCUUAUAUUCAUUAAGCGCGCGACUCGAGACAAAUUAGAUAAUAAGUUUAGGUUAUUAUUAUAUUUGUCGACAUUGUAUUAAUAAUAUGUUUGCGUAGACUGCUCGAAUAAGACAUUGUGUGAAAUUUUUUAUAUUAUUUUCCGUCCAAAAGUUUUGUUACUUAAAUGAUGAGAUCAUUCGAUUGAGUUUUAUCCAUUGUCAAAUAGACUUAUAAUUUUUAUUAAGCCAUACAUAUAUUUUUUUUUUAUAUCGUGUAUAUUUGCAAUUAAUUUAAUUAUUCGGGUCUCUGUGAAUGUCAAUAAGUGUAUUUGAAAAUCUUUCAAAUCCCGCGGUACUGUGGGAAUUUCCCUAAAAAACUUUCAUUAAGAAGACUUCUUCUGCAAAAAAUUAAUUAAAAAUUUUUCGCCUUUUAUUAUGUAUGUAGGUAACUUCAUGAGCUACACAGAGACCUUAUGUGUAAUUAACAUAUUAUUUUAUGAUAUUAAGAUUUGUAAGCUGUCACGGAAAAUAUUUUAUAGACUCAAAAUCAAGUUGUUCCGUUUCUUGAAAAAAAAAGAAUUAUUAUUAGUAUUAUUUUCAAUUUAUUUAAAAGUAUUUGUGAGACCAAGCGACAGCGCAAAAGUUUAAUUCAAAAAAGAUUUAUUUCGCUGUAUUGUGUGUAUGCAACCUAACCAUCUCAUCCACGCUGCGUGGUAAGUAUACAUAAUUUCAUAAAUUUCCAUAUAAUACAAACUAGUCGCAUCGCAUCGCGUCGCGUCGCGUCGUGUCGUGUCGCGCGUUCUAUUCCGUGACGGCAGAAGUAUUUUGUACGUAUUAUUGUAAUGUAAGGACGCGUGCCUUAGCUCCGUACGAGGCACCGGUCGCAUUAGUGUGUUGAUAGUAGAAGUUUUAUUUUAAUACUGAUCACGAAUACAUUUUUCAC